Fopius arisanus is the source of this 6912-nucleotide messenger RNA. RefSeq lists its product as uncharacterized. The coding region runs from base 861 to 6197 and encodes 1778 amino acids. Lineage: Eukaryota; Metazoa; Arthropoda; Insecta; Hymenoptera; Braconidae. Gene Ontology annotation, molecular function: metal ion binding. The transcript has 7 exons. The record is from RefSeq and is a predicted model, not a curated record.
ACAAAGAACAUAAAAUGGAUCGUGCAACAAUCCUCCCGUGCUAGUAAUAAUAAUCGAAAUCAUAUCGGUAAGAUAAUAUUAACAAUUGCAACAAUAUCUUAAAGAUUGACAUCCAAACACUCGAUAAACCCCGAAAUAAUCCCAGAGCUCCUAAAAUCGAGGCACCAGAAAUCCAAGAUUAUUUUAACCUGCAAUUAUCUGUGAAAUGACAAAAACUUGAAAUCUCCACUAAAUCUCAAUUAAUCUCGAAAACUCGUGAUUUUAUCAGGAAAUGUGACAUGACUUUUUUCCAUGGAAUUAAAUUUUUGCGAAAUAAUACAUUCGUAACACUUUUCCUCGUAAAAAUUACUGUAUUACUCUCCCCUAUUUUAGACACUUCACCAUUAAAUAUAAGACAAAUAAUUACAUCACGUGGAUUCACGAUAACAGGGUGACUAUUAUCCACAUCGUAGCAUCAUGAUAACCAAAAUCAGUGAUUAAUUAAUAAAUCAAGGGAGCUUUGACGUUUUCUCUCGAUUCAAUCCUUUCAGUGAAGAAAAUUCCAAUUCCUUUCAUCGAUUUUAUUUUGUUGAAGCGAUGCAUCGAGUUACAUAAACAUUUAAGCGCUCCUUAAAUUGAUGGCGCGAAAGAAUAUGCCGAAGAUCUUGUUACACGUGCAAUCAAAUAAUUCUCGCAUGAGUCAUCCCUGCAAUCGUAAAACUCUUCGCAUUUCGUUGACAUGUCACAAAUAGUCGGAUAAUAUUGAAGAUGAAGUCCAAUAUCUGGUGGGGAAAUGUCUUUUAUUGAGUUAGAAUUCUCAGGGUGAUGUGCUAAUUUGAAGAGUGGCUGGACAAUUUUUUUUUUCAACACUAUAAAGAAGAAUGAGUGCAAUGGACGAGAAGGAGGAUGGGGAAAUAUCCCUAGAGGAUGUCAGUUCCUCGGACGAGGGACAAUCGACCUAUGAAGUCCCCCGGAGUGUCCGUAUGCCGUCACCGGCCAGAAGGAGUCACGCAUUUGACGCAGGUUACGGCAAGGAGAAUCGUCAUUACACCGGAGGGAUAAAUUCUCGUUACGUUCCAAAUCCGGCAUCAAGACAUGACGGUCUCCUUCCAAUAUCGAGUGAAGAUGAGCGCGAGAUCGUCGAGAACCCAGAAACGUCCCACCAGCUGUGCAUCCACAUCGGCAAGAAAAAGCGUAAGAGGAAGAAGAAGAAAGCCCCUGGGGAGGGUGGACUCUUGAUGGAGGAUUUCGUAUCCUCGACUGAUCGUGAGCCAUUGGUGCUGAAUGCACCGGCAAUUCCCACUGAGAUAACAGUGCACAGAAGAAGAAGAUCCCCAAGUCCCCGUGGAGUUCGCCGACACUCGCCGUUCACCAGAGCACGAUGUGCAUCGCAUUCACCAAGCCCACCCCAAAGAGUUUACGGUUUAUUCCGAAGAUCUCCAUCCCCAAGGAGAAAUUACUCGAGGUCACCAUCACCUCGGAGACGAUCACCCAGGAGAGUAAGACUGCCCCGAGAGGAAUCGCCCCGAGAAUGCCCUGCAAUCAGCUCAAGGUCGAAAUCCUCUCCAGUAUCGAGAACAAAAUCGAGGAGAAGGACUCAUUGUCGUCGGACUCCAACUUACGCUGAAGUUUAUGCGGCAACUCUUCUCAAGAAAGUUCGUCGUCUCGAGACCGUCGGGGCAAUUACAAACGGUCAUAAGCACAAGGAUCACUCCUCCUUGAAGGACAAAUUGAACAACAUGAUCACGAGAAGACAAACUGAAGACAAGACGGAGACAAACGGUUCAGAUACCAAUGAACUAAAAAAAGAGAGUAAAAGCGAGGGAUCGGAAUCUGAGAGUGAAGAGGGUAACCUGGAGGUGCUGAGACGUCUAGCUCUUGAAACAAAGCAGCAGAAAUCAGAGGCAGAUCACCAGAGUGAGGACGACCCUGAGGCCUUAGAGCUCCGAAUGAUAGCCUUGAAGUCAGCUGUGAUGAAGAAGCAUCUAAAGAGAGUUAAAAAUGGCAAUAAGAGGAAGAAUAACCCCAGAGAGUCGAGCCCUUUUGUUGACAGUUUCCUGCAGGAUCUGGUGAAUUCCUCGUCAUCUCCCGAGAGGUCUCCAGAUGAUCAACAAGUUGACAUGGAACUCGACACUGACGUCGAGAGAGAGAAGGAGGAUUUCUCUCCAUAUUCUCCAACAGACGAGAUAAUGAGGGAUUCCCCGGGUCCCGAUCGCCAGCAGAAUGUCUCAGGUCCAGGGCUCGAUGCCAGGGGUAUACCGGUGAAGAAUGAGGAGGAGAGAGACUCCGGGGAUGCAUUGAACAUGGAGGCACCUUAUUCACCCACUGAUCCCACGAAGACCCCCUGGGUCGAUAGAUUCAAAAAAGAAAGGAGAAAAAAUAUCCUGACGACAAUAACAAUAAACACAGACAGUGAGAGCAGCGAGGCUGCCCCUUAUUCACCCUCAGACAUUCCCAUGUACGAUCCUGAGUUUCCUAUUUGUCCACCUGACACUCUGGAGCCUCAGGAUGACGAUCACUGCGUGGCCCUUGAUCUAUCGAUGAAAGAUCCAUCAAAAACCGUGGGAGAGGCCCCAACAGUCGAAGAGACCAGUGAGAAAUCUUCAAUAGUGUCUCCUCAACUCCCUGGAGAUGCUCCAGGGGUUGAUCCAGGCACAGCACCCCUGGAAGUUCCUCAACCUCAGGAUGUAGAAUCAGAAAAAAAGAAGAGAGAGUGUCCUCCGUUGACAUCUGGUCCUCAGGAUGAUUUAUCAAAAAGAGCUGCUGAAGUAAUUGGCGAGCCUCUGUAUCUUCGAGGGCUUCCAGAGGUCACAAAAGAGCCGAACAAAAUUCCAAUUCUGGUUAAUAAAUCUCUCCUCCCAGUCUCGAUCCUCAAGACGAAUAAAAACCUCCAGCAGCCACUGCCCCAGAAGAGAACCGAAACUCCUAGUGAACCGGUCUUCAGAAACGCUGAGAUGCAGCCAGUUGCCGUUACUGAACAAGUCGUAAAUCCUUUCUUCAAACCCAUCAAGCUACAACCUGUCGUAAAGAAGUCGACGGUUGUCGCAUCGGCAGCUGCUUUCAGUAAUGUUUCGAUGGAUAACAGCAAUGCUGAGGCCUCUGAACACGUAUCUAAUGGAAUUUUAAGUAAAGAUGAUGAAGAGGAAAGGAAAGAUCAUGAAAACCCGAGUGAUGAAGGUGGUGAAGCCCUCAAAAAGAAGAAGAAGAGAACGGGGAUGAAACUAAAAGCUGAACGAAUUCAGGAAAAAAGGAAACGCGUAGUCAAGGCUCAAGCGAUGAAGGAGAGCCUUUCCUCGAACUCUGAAGCUCCUGGGGAUGGAACAAACCCUGAGGUAAUUUCAUCCGAGAAUGCUAGAUGUUCAGAACGAGAAGAAUCGAUACCCAAAAGGUGUGAAUCCAAUGGGAGGGGAAAAGAGAACGAGGCAAAUGCUUCGGUGAUUGAAUUUUCGAGAGAGAGUUCGCCGAGGGAAUGUGAUAAUGAACAAAAGAAGAAUGAAGAGAAUGUUCAGACAACUGGGAACGAUGGAAAUGAUAAGAAACGGAGGAAUAGUAUUGAGGAGGACGAGGAGACAUUGAGGGCUAUUCUUUUGGCUUCAUUGGCGAAACGUCCGAAGACUGGAGAGGGUGUGGGGAGAGGAUCUGAUGAGGGGUUGAAGGGAUCUGAAGGGGCGCCGAAGGUUCAAAAGAGGUGUGAAUUGAUUGAGAAGACUAGGAGUUCUAUUACUGAGAGUAAACCGAUGAGUGAAGCUCCUCCAGCUAAUCCUGAGCCCUCGAGGACAAUUGCCACACAAAAUAGUACGUUGGGAGCAGUUCUCAAGCCUUUGGGAAUCACUCGAUUGGAUCAUGAGCUCCAGAGGAACGUGAUGCUAACUGUUGAAGGGAGAAAACGAUUGAACCCUUCGGUUAUCAGGGGACCACCGAAGAAAAUCCUUAGGAAAGCUGCGAUUCCUGUGAGUACGAAGGUCGUUAAUAAUGCGAAGAGAAUUCAGAACUCUAUGAUGCAGAAGAAAAUGAUACUCCAGGCGCAGGGGAAAGUGGGCAAUUCGAGUGGUAAUUUAAAUACCCAGAAUCUCAAGUUGGUGAAUUUAAAGGGGAAGGAGGCCAGGCCAGUCAGUCCCAAGAUGAAAGGAAAGGUUCAGAGUCUUGUUAUUAAGCUAGGGGAGGACUCUGAGAGUGAGUCUGGGGAGGAGAGAGGACAGGUGCCUCCGAGGGUUCAGAGGGAUGUCCUGACGAUACCAACGACCGAUUUUGAGACCAGUGUUGAACAAUUCCUCAAGGAACAGAGAAAGAAGCAGGAGACCAUGGCUAGGUGCUCGGUUAAUGCCACAUCGACACCGGCUAAUACUCCGAAGAUCGUGAAAACGGUUGGAUUCAGUGGAACACCUCUGGCGGUUCGUCAUCUCCCUCCAUCCCAACAAGAAGAAUACAAACGCCUCAAGCAGAAAAUUCUGGAAAAGGAGAGACAACGAGCGACUAGACAAAUAAUAAAUACCCCACCAAGUCCAUUAUCCCCUGCAAGUCCCAUCUCAAAACCCGCGAUCAAAUCAGUUACUCCAAAACUUCCAUCAGCCCUUUCAAAGCCAUCAGAAGCCUCCACCCCUAAAACCCCUUCCAAAGCCCCAAUAAUCCCUAAACUCACGACUGCCAAGAAAAUCAACGACAAGUCCUGUAAAAAAUCCUCACAAUCGUUGUCCCCAAAAAUUUGCGUAACUGAUCAGUUAAUCAAUAACUGUUCAUCAUCCACACCCAUGACGAACCUCAGUAUUCAGAUUCCAAACGACAAUGUGACAGCAGGGGGUCGAAUAGUCUUCGAUAAACCAGAGAAUUCAGAGGGAAAUUCUCCGAAAGGUCCAUCGGCCCUGAGAAUUCUCACGACCGAUCAACUGAAUUCAAAAUUCGUGCAAGUUCAGCUGAGAAAAGAGGGUAGAACUGUCACUCUGGGUGAAGGUGCUGAUAAGUCCAUUGGAGAGCUUUUGCAGUGCAGUGACUUCGAGAUCAAUGAUACCAAUGAUAAUGAAAGUAGAAAGGGAGAAGAGGCGACUAAAGAGUUGAGUCUGGGAGAGAUUGAGAAGUCGAGUGAUCAGACGACUCAGGAAUCAGGUGAUGGAGGAUCUCUGGCAGUGGAUUCUGAAGCAUCCACUGUGAUUCUACCUCCCAGAGAGGAUGAGGAGGGAGAGGUCACCAGGGAAUCUGGUGAUUCGACUAUUGUUCUCGAUGAUACUGUCGUGGAACGACCAGAGGCUCCCAAAUCUCCGCUGAAAUCCAAAAGCAAGUCUCCAACUAAGGAACAGUCUGAUAAGAUCAAGUCUGAUGUUAAGGCGGAGUUGGAGGGUCUUGCGAGCUUGAAUGAUGAACAGCAGAAGGAGAAGUUGAAAGAAUUUGAGAAGAAUUUGGUGACUAAAAGGUACUCAGUACUUGACGAUUUAGCUGAGAUGUCAAGUACUCUGAAGCAGUUGGAUUUGGAGCGCGAGCUCCAGACGAAUCUGUCCGCUGAAUUACGAAGAUUGAGAGCUCAAGUGGCAGUCGCUGAAGAGCGACUGAUGGAGCAGAGGCUGAAGAUCGAUAGCAUAGGGCCAAAAGUGACAAAUGCCCACAAAAUGAUCCGUGAUGGACGCACCGAGUGCUUCAAGCUCACAAAACUCUGCCAGGGCAUUGGGACGAAAGUUGUUGGACAGCAGUACAAGGUACCCUCGACUGGUGCACAAUUGAUGAUGGAUAGUUUGAAGGAAGUUGCAUACCGCACGCGACAGUUAUCGAAGAAAAAAGUGCCAUGUGAAAAUAAUAAUAAUAAUGAAACAGAAAGUGCUAGUGGACAAUCGAUUAAUUCGAGAACAUUGUGUACAGACACUGGCAGUUGUAAUCAGAGAAACGGGAAUGGUGAUAACGUUAACAGUGAAGCAGAACAGUGUGAUAAUGCCACUGGAGUUGUCAUUUCCAGAUCAACGGAGGAGAGCCAGGGUGAGGCUAUGAUCCUGAGUGACAGUACAGUGGAAAUUCCUCGGGUGAAUCCAGGGCUUUCCAGUGCUGGGGGGACAUCUCCAGAUGAAUCCACUGAGAGGCUCUCACAUUUGGCUAGUUCCUAUGAGUCUGUUCUGACGAGUAUCAGAACACCUAGACACAUCGAUUGUAAUCGUGAGCUCUGUCCCUUCGAGCUGACUGGCGUCUGCAAGGACGACGAAUGCCUCUACAAUCAUCUCGAACCUAGAAGCCAGCGUUAGAUCGUUCUACAACUUCCUAGGAUUUUUUUACAUACGUAAGGCUCAGCAGAUAAGAAGAUAAAUCCUUCUUGAAGAUGAAUAAAUCAUCAGCUUUUGAGUUUCAACGAUUUAUUUUUUAUGGCGAUUUCCACUCCACUGGAUGGUAAGUUGUCUUCAUAAAAAAAAAACGAAAAACAGUGACUGGAUUUAUCUGCCCCUGAUUUUUGCACCUAAAAUUGGGCUGUGAACACUAGAAAGGGGAUUAAAACCCAAGGGAUAAUCCACCGGGCCAUUGAUUCAUAGUUUCUAAGUUUUUUUGCCAGAGGAACAAAAAAUAUCUCGUCUCAUUCCAAAAAACCAAAUUCACUGGUGACAUUAUUUGCCAAUUACUUGUUUAUUAUUAUUAUUAUUUUUUUAAUGUAUGUUAUAUUGUGAAGACUUUAAUCAGGGUUGAUACGUAAUGAUUUCGCGUGUGAGUACUAUAAAUUGUCUAGUAGUGACUUAAGAGUGAACGUGACAGUGGAGAACAUUUUUCAUGCGAGGAAAUCAUUCUAUUUUUUUUUUAACUAGCUCAGAUGAUCGAGACGAGGAAUCAUAGGAGUACUUAUUUGAGUUAACGAAGUUAUUCUAUCUGUCGGUUUAAUUUUUAUAAUUUUUUUUUUAAGUUUAAUUUUCCAAAUAGCUAUAUACCUCACGGAAAUUUAACUCCUGUACCUGUAUAAUAAAAUCAUUAAUA